Xyrichtys novacula (pearly razorfish) is the source of this 7914-nucleotide messenger RNA. NCBI's taxonomy places the organism in Eukaryota, Metazoa, Chordata, Actinopteri, Labriformes, Labridae. The record is from the annotation of a GenBank genome assembly.
CUCAUCAGCUCUGUGGUUUCCUAGAUUGCUGCGUGGACUCUUCUCUGUAGGAGUCAAAAACUUUCUAAAUCGAGAAAGAAGAAAAGAGAGAAACAGAACGAAUAGAUGACCAAAAACACCACCAUUUUUGUCUGUAGUUCAGUAGUUUGUUUUUGGAUGUCUGCAGCAGAGGAUGUUUGUGAUGUGGCGUUCAGCUUUGCAGAGGAGCGGGACUUCCAGCAGGUCUCUAAUGUUUACGUUCCCAGUCGAGUUCAAAUCCAGAUUUUUUCCAGCAACAAUCAGAGUUUGUGUUCUUGUUUUUAAUCAACUUUACAGCCUCUUGAUUGUGUUUAUGAUGCAGGUCUUGAACAUCUGCAGUGACGCCUUCGAUGGACUCGACUACAUGCCUGUUACCUUCCACCGCUGGCUGCACGAGCCCGGACGACUCAUCUUCAUCGGGAGGAUGAAGGACAGAGUGGUAAGGACUGACGGCACGAGGGUCAUCGUAGCUUCCUGAGAUGUUUUCUUCCCAGGAAGUUUUUUUUAAUGUUUUGGUGUUUUAUUUUUCAAGACGUUCUUAGAAGAAGAAACUAAACAGGUCCAAAGUUCUGAUAGAGGAACAACCGAACAGGUCCGAAGUCCAAACAGCAGAAGUUCAAUCUCUAACCAAUAAGGUGAAUUUUCUGCAGGUUAGUCACAUAAUAACUUAGAAUAAUAACUUGGUUGUAAAGUACGCUGAUGACACUACUGUCAUUGGGGAAAUAAAGUGUAAUUAUGAGUUGUUUUAUAGAGCUGAGGUACAGAGCCUAGUUAAGUGGAGCGAGAUGAACAAUCUUUAUUUUAAAUGCCUCUAAAAUGAAGGAGAUUAUAGUCGACUUUUGUAGGAAAAAAACAACCCCAUCUUCCUCAUCAGAGGUUGAGAUGGUGAGUAGCCUCAAAUUUCUUGGUGUCACUAUUACAAACAAUCUGAGCUGGCACUUUAACACCAGUAUCAUUGUCAAGAAAUCUAUGCAACGACUUUUCUUCCUUCAUAAAAUGAAAGAUUUCUCCUCUAAUUGUCAGAUUUUAAUGAACUUUUAUAGGUGUCUCAUAGAAAGUAUUCUUACCUCUUCGUCCACAGUUUGGUUUAGUAACCUCACUGUACAGGACUGAAAAUCUCAGACCAGAGUAGUCAAUCUGACUCAGAAAAUUAUUGGCACUGACCUGCCUAAACUAGAUGCACUUUAUAACUCAAGGCUCCUGGGCUUCAAAAAUAGUGAGGGAAAUCAGUCAACCCGCCUCCAGCCUUUUUGUUCUUCACCCCUUCGGUAGACGGUACCACUCAAUUAAAUGUUCUACCUCGUGGUUUUCAGAUCGUUUCUUCUCCUGUGCUGUGUGCAGCCUAAAUAACCUCUAGCCUCAGGGGUGUACUUCAUUUUAUGUGUGUCUGAGCAUCAAAUAGAAGUUUUAAAUACUAUUACUAUCUUCAUCAUUCUUAUUAAUUAUUGUAAUUAAUACUUGCAAUGUCCUUCUAUACUUAACUUUAACUGUGAUUUUAACUCACCUUAUUCUAUAUUUCUAUGUAACUUACUUUGUCUUUAUUGUCCUCUCACAAAUGCUUUCCAGUGUGUUUUUUUUUUCUGCAAAUGGAAAAUAAAAUGACUCUGACUCUGACAUGACUGGUCCUGGACUUCAGGCCCUCAGGCAUUAAAAACAAACAGGACUCUGGAGUGGGAAUCCCUAUAUCAACAUUUUACAUUUUUCUGAACUUUUUCAGACACUGGGCCUGUAAAAACUCACAACAAAACACUUCUCACGUACAAUUUUGUCUAAACUGUGAGUUUGAACUGUCAAGUGUCUUCACUACAACACGGCUUCCCACACUUGAUAAAGGAAGGACUCAACCAGAAUUCAGGAUUUCACUCUUUUCCUGAUCAAACAAGGCAAAAGUACAUACAAGUUUGCUCAAUGAAGGCAUACAUUUCCAAAUUAGGACCAUUUACUUUGAAAUAAACUUUUUUCUUUGAGUUGUACACUGUUUCAGACUUAAAAUAUUUAUACUUAACACUUUUAUACUUUUCAACUACACUAAUAUUUUUAACAAACAUGAAAUAGUUUUUUUACAAAUAAAUAUUUUUCUAUCUUUGAGGAAGUGCCAGUUUUGGGGAGAUUCUUGAAUGUAAACUCUACCCCUCUCAACCAGUUCUCCCCUCAGCUCCUCCUCUCCCCUCCCUCUCUGCUCCAACAAGCUCCGCCCACAAACAGACGCUCCUGCUCGCUCGUAUCGUUCCAAUUAAAAUCAGAUAUAAUGCAGAUAAAUACGUCAGGUCAGAUAAUUACAAAUGGGGCCCAGUCAACGUGAAAGUCAAAAGCAUUGGUGCUACUGUUGAUGCCAACAGACUACCAGUAAACACAAUGUUUGCAGGACUUCUACAACUAGGAUAAAGUGACAGUCCAGGACCUGAGGUCAACAGUUUAGCGGUGCUACAACACGCUACAGCAGGUGCCGUUUGACAAGAAACACUUCUGUUACAGACUCUUGGCUUACUUUGUUAAAGUGGUUUACCUGUCCAGCUGAAAGGUUACAGGGUCACCAAGAUCCUGAAGCGUCCCCCAUUGUUUAUGUUGACCCGGCUUCUUAGCUCUUGUCCGGUCUACCUCCUUUUUAAGCGCCCGUUAUUCCACCAGUCUCCAGUAUUUAAUUUGUUUUCUUGCUUGUGUUGGCAGUCAUGGCCAAAGGAGGAUUCAGACAAUUUUCCGAACUUUCUGGUUGGUUUCUACUGUCCGAUAUUGUAGCACGCUAACUUUGUUUGGGCUCGUGAACAACACGGGGGAGCAGCGUCUGCCUCACAAACAAUCAGGUCGGGGAGGUGGAGAAUGGCUUUGUUUACAGUCAGAAAGAAUGGACCGCUAAAAAAUGUUUAAAGGUUGACUACACAGACAUAAGAGAACACAGAGAUAUCGUGAUAUUCCCAAAUGUCAUCAAUAACUAACAACUAUUGACUGAUUUUAAAGAUUUUUUGUAUAUACACCACAAAAAAAGAUGUUCCUCUAACGGAUUCCUGCCUACCCCACCUUUAAGCCAGACAAAACAGUCAGAUAAGUCAAACUUUCUUUAACUAAUUCAAUAACUCUGCGAGGCUAUGGUAGCUGCAGUGCUCCUUUAAGGCAAAAGAAUUUUAAGUGCACCUUAUAGUGCGAAAAAUACGAUAAACAUUUUUGAUUAGCAUUUUAAAUAAAGCAAAGCAUUUUAACCAUUAUUUAUCUUUUUAAUCAACUUUACUUCUAUAGAGAGUCUAAGCCAUUGUUAUCAGAUCCAUGACAGUCCUAAACAAAAGAUUUUUCAUCGUAAGAAAAUCCUUUAAUGAGGCGUCUUAUUGGUCGCCCUUUUUCAUUUUAAAGUCCUUUUUCCAUGCGUGAUUUUGUGUUCAGUGUUCGGUUUUGACAACCUCCUCUCACUGUUUCCUCAGCCGAAUGAUUUGUGUUCUGCUUUGUUGUCCAAACCCCACGGUGCACAGCUGAUUACUUCAGAUUUCCUUCACCUGUGUUGCAAAUGAGCGCGCAGCCGAGCAGCGUGCUCCGCGCCUCGAGCAGAGAAGCGCACUGACUGUCAUGUUUCUGCCGCACGGCCACUGUUUGUCGCGGGCAUCACAACACAAACUGUGUUUUUUCUCUUGACUGCUUUAUGUUUGUUCUAUUUUUAUUCGAUGACAAAUAAAGUGACUCACCUGCUUCCCCUACAGGUGGCCAUGGAGUCUGCUCUGCUGGUGGAUGGUGGUCAGACAGUUGUCCUUCAGGGUCUCAGGGUGGCCUCUGAUUUGAGGGGUCGAGGAAUUGCUGGUGUCCUCCAGAGGCACAUUACUGACUAUAUCCGCCAUCAUCACCCAGAAGUCUCUGCUAUCAGGCUAGGCCGUGGAGACCGGCCUUCUCCACAAACGUUCGUCAAGUAUCGACUUGUGGCGAAGGAGGUGGGUCACGGUGGAGGGACAUAAAAACAUGAGGCCAAGUUCAUAAACACAAAUGAGUUCUUUCUGGAGAAAAGACAGUCUGAGAAAGACUUGAUUAAAAACACGUGGACUUCAAAUCCUGGUCCAGGCCUUACAGUCUGAUUGGGAUCUACAGCUACCAGGUCAAACUGAGUGAAUGAAUCCAACCCCCAGUUUUCACCGCAUCCAGAAUGGCAGCGAUUUUCGGCGUCUGCCAAUUCCUACUAGAUCCAUUUGUGAGGCGAAUUUCUUGGCGGAUUACGGACAGCAGGAAUCAUGAGAACUCACAAGAACCCACAGAUUCACGUUCAAGUGAUAUUCACGUGAUAACGAGUUGUCUCUCUAAAGACAGACACAUAGACAUAUAAGCAGUAGAUUGUGUCCUUCCAGAGGAGGAAAUCUACUUCUAGACUUCUAGAAUCAGCAUCUCCUCAACCAUGGUGUCAUCAGGGUGAAAUGACGUCUAAAAACCUUUCACUUGUUUGUCUCCACCCGUUUGCAUGAUGUGAAAUACGAUCCUCCUGAAACACGGAGUGUUUUAUUUUGAAAAGAAGCUGGAUGUUUUGUUUUGUGUCUGUGCCCGACUUCCUUUCCAGCACGGGUCAAUCUGUGCUGAGUUUAUCUGGCAUGCUCCGGCAUCCAGAAAAAAUAGAACUCUUGCGAUCAGCUGUGGAGUCCGGCGAUCCGCAGCAGAAUGGAAAGAAGCCGGUAGAAAUUGACACGUUAACUUGAAGGGUUACGAUCAGCUACGAUUGGCAGAUACGGCCUUUAAGGCUUUGUUCCCACUGCAGGUCAAUUUCGAUUUUUUAACCAUAUGUGACACAUAUCUGAUUUUUUCAUGUAAGUGUGAACAGUGCAAUUCUGAUUUUUUCAGACCUGACCCAGGCCUCUUUUGUGCGUGGAUAUAAAUCGGAUAUGUAUCCGAUGUGACUGCAGUGUGGACACUCAGGUCGCGUUCAUCUGACCUAUACGUCAUUAAUAUACGACAAACGUCACCAUUGUUCGACAACACAAACGAAAGCAUGCGGGUCACUUCACGGACGCAUUGCAUUCACAUUAGAUGCCGCAUUCAUUGUUGUAAUGUGAACGACCGCACAAAAAGAUUGGAUUUAACAAAAAAUCUGAAUCGUGCAUCAUAACCUGCAGUGUGAACGUAGCCUUAGUCGCUGUUCAGGAUACGGUGGAAAUUGGGGGUAACCUCCUCAUGCUGACUGACUGUCACCCUCUGCAGGUCAUCCUGUCUCUGUGCUGUGAGGCCACAGACCUCUGCCUCUUUGUUGCCGAGCUUCGGUCCAGACUCUCCUCUCAGUCAGACUCCACCCCAAACAGCCCGGUGAUCCUGAACCAGCAGCAGGCAGAGACCUUGAUCCUGUCUGACCAUGUGGUGUCGAACCUGCUGCCCAGUAAAACCAUCAUCAAUGACUGGGAGCCUCUGAAGCCCGUGGAGGCAAACCUGGAGGUUCUGCGACGGCGGGGGCUCACGUGGAUCGUGGACUGUGAGUUUGAGCCCUCGGCCAUCAGCCUGUGCACCACGCCGUACGCCGUUGCCCACCGCCACGACGCCCUGCACUUCAACAUCAACAUCUUCGGCCACAGUUUGGCCUCUGUUUGUGCCGUGUUUCUGGCUCAGCUGGAAACUUUACUGCCAAGUCUCCGUGGUUACCUGAUCUUCUACACGUACGUGAACCCUGAAGUUUGGCCGGGGCUGCGUGAGACCUGCAAGAACAACAGCAACGUGUCGUUCUUCAAAGACUACUGUGAGGAGCUCAUACUGGAGAGAGACCUCUGACCCAUCUCAUCUGGAGAGCUUCUGGUACCAGCAGAUUGAACUUUGAUUGUUGAAAGUCAAACUAUAUCGGCAUGUGCUGCAAAACUAUAGUGACGAAAAUGGACUCUUGAAACAGGUAAAGCAGGGAUGGUGUCACAAAUGCUAAAAUUAAAUAUCCAUGAAAACAUUAUAAAAGCAGAAGACUCAGGUGGUACCUGAUUUCUGUCAGAUUUAGUUGGUGCUGGUUCUCCUUGGUUCACACUGGGUAAACUGGGAAAAUCAAGUCCCUUGGCACUUUGAAGAUUGACUGGUCAUGAAGCAAGACAUGUUGGUGGAUCUUGGAAGUCUUGCAGUAGAUCCAACGAUACUCUCUUUGGGAUCUCUACCUGGUUGGAUAACUUCUGGGAUCACUAGGUUCUACGGAAACCUUUCUGGGCCAAGAAUGACAACAGCAAGGCGCUUCAACGGUUCGAAAGUUACCAUCGAUAAACCGUUUAAACCAGAAACUCACAGAUAAUACUGGCAGCCCUGUUAGAUUUCAGCAAACAGGUCACUGCAGUUAAAUCAUUUUCUAUUCAUGGAGAGCUGUUAUUGUAGGACAAAACUUGAGGAUAUUUCAGAGGAAAGCCUUUCAAUUGUCAUAUCUGACGGCAAGUAAUGCUUUCAACACAGAAUUUAUUUGAGUUGCACCUCUUUCCACUGUGUUUGCACUGUAAGAUAAAUGGCAAUGUAUUUCAAUCUUAACCUUAGAUUUCAAGUAAAGAGUUCUGUGACACAUCCGGAUCGGUAGCACUAUUUGUUACAACACCGGCCGCUCUGUUGUCCGUCAGAAAUCUACAGAGACAUGUCGGUCUGUUAAAUAUAAAUGAAGCAUCAAAAACUAAAUGAGAAUAAUUUAAUAAAGUGGGUGAAAGCCUCAGAAAACAGCCUGAGUCAGCACUGUGAGCUAGCCUGGAGAGUUAGCUACACUGAAUUACAACGACAAUAUUGUGCUAAAUACUUGCUGAAGGCUGUGUUUGUACAGACCGAUCUUCAAUUACACCAUGCAGCCCAUACAGCCAAAGCAAUAGUUGAAUUUAAGGACUUAACUUGUUGAUUAGAUCUCCCGUCAGGUGUGUGUUUUAACGCUCCUCUUUCACACUGAGACCCUUUAAACUGUAUGACUGUUAGUAAGAAGCGCCCCAUCAUCAGCACGUGACCUUUCUCUGGCUUUGGCGCCGCUGGUAACAAACCUUAUACUACCUUUCAAAAAAACACAUUGUUCAAUUUAAGAGGCAAAAUUUGUAUUAAGAGAAUAGACAAAAAAAAAUGCACAGAAGCCAAGUCAAAUAUUCAGACUGUUUCAGGCCUCCUUGGCAGGGUUGGACCUACAGUAGACCUUUGAUUGGGGUGGUCCAAACUGGGGCGGGAACUCAUGCAGGAGUGGCACAUCCUGUUGAUAACCCCAUCUUAUAGUCAGAGCUGGUCACAUGUGCUUCUGGUAAUGUACAAACCAUAUUCCCAUUCAUGGUCUUAUGAAGCUUGGGUGAGGAAUUUUUGUAUUGCUGUUAGGUUUCAAAUACAGUGGACUGGAAAAAACUGUUUUUCAAUGAUGGUGUCUAUUUUUACAUCACAUUAGCUAGCCAACAAUAUGGUAGCUAUAUAAGUGUGCAGGCAACAACUACAUUAGCUGCCAGUUAUCAGGGUCACUCCUUAAACUGUAACACUGAUGAUCUCCCCCUCAUCAUUAUAAAUCUCAGUUUUAAAAUCCUAUUCUUGAAACUAUUGUACUUUAAUCUGAAGAGCAGCACAGAGGUACAGUUCAGACAAACUCACCUGUUUACAGCGAUAACACACUCACCUGUCUGUCCACGUCUUAUUAAAUCCAUGUUUUCUGUUAUAUCCUCUCCAUGCAGGUGAUAUGACAUAACGGAGAGUAAUAUGUCGACUUUUAGUGGUGUUUUUAUGUCGUCUGGGAGAUAAGGUUUAUGAUCUUAUGAUUUUAAUGGUAGUUCAAAGUUCCCGUUGAGUUAUUCUAGUUUACCACCAAAUACCAGUUUUUACAGUGGAGUUUUAAACCCAAACUUUAGACUGUCCACUUGGCUGCUCUCAGAAUAUAUCACUCUGGAUAUGUUCGCUUUUUUUUGUGUCCUUUGAGUUUGUUUCAAAAUACUGUUCAUUUUCUGCAUGAAUAAACCUUCAGGGGUCUGGACUGUAAUCAGG